GCCGCUUCUGGUGGGUGAGAAAGGGCUGGGGGUGUGCGCGAUGUUGCGGACACUGCGCUACUUGGGCGGUGCCUGCGGGCUGGCCGGCGGGGACUUCCCCGCAGCGUGCGGGCUCUCGCGAGGGAGGCCCUGGCUGCUGCGCAGAGUCUGUCGCUGUGGCCGCAGCGCCAGCACUAGCUCAUUUGAUGUAGUCAUUGUCGGUGGUGGAAUUGUGGGGCUUGCCUCUGCCAGAGCACUCAUACAGCGGCAUUCAGCCCUUUCCCUUGGUCUUCUGGAAAAGGAGAAAGAUUUAGCUCUUCACCAGACUGGACAUAACAGUGGUGUCAUACAUAGUGGAAUUUAUUAUAAACCUGCAUCUCUGAAAGCUAAAUUAUGUGUACAAGGUGCAGCCCUCAUCUAUGAGUACUGUAGCAAAAAGGGAAUUUCCUACAAGCAAUGUGGCAAGCUUAUAGUAGCUGUUGAGCAAGAAGAAAUUCCCAGGCUUCAGGCCCUAUAUGAAAGAGGCCUUCAGAAUGGUGUCCAGGGCCUGAGGCUGAUCCAGCAGGAAGAUAUAAAAAAGAAGGAGCCAUAUUGUAGGGGUCUAAUGGCUAUUGAUUGCCCAUAUACUGGCAUUGUGGACUAUCGGCAGGUGGCUUUGUCAUUUGCCCAGGAUUUCCAAGAUGCAGGUGGCUCUGUUUUGACAAAUUUCGAAGUAAAAGAUAUUGAAAUGGCUAAAGAAAGUCCUUCAGGAAGUCAAGAUGGGAUGAAGUAUCCAAUUGUUAUUAGGAAUACAAAGGGAAAAGAGAUUCGGUGUCAGUAUGUCGUGACAUGUGCAGGACUUUACUCAGAUCGUAUUUCAGAAAUGAGUGGCUGCAGUCCUGAACCUCGAAUUGUACCCUUCCGGGGAGAUUAUCUGCUCUUGAAGCCAGAAAAAUGCUAUCUUGUAAAAGGAAAUAUUUACCCGGUCCCAGAUAGCCGGUUUCCUUUCCUAGGAGUUCACUUCACACCAAGAAUGGAUGGCAGUAUUUGGCUAGGGCCUAAUGCAGUUCUUGCCUUUAAACGUGAGGGUUACAAACCCUUUGACUUCAGUGCCAGAGAUGUUAUGGAUAUAAUUAUCAAUAGUGGCUUGGUUAAGCUGGUGGUGGAGAAUUUUUCUUAUGGAGUUAAUGAAAUGUACAAGGCCUGUUUUCUCGGUGCAACAGUGAGGUACCUCCAGAAGUUCAUCCCUGAAAUUACUGUCAGCGAUAUACUUAGAGGUCCUGCUGGAGUAAGAGCCCAAGCCCUGGAUAGAGAUGGAAAUCUGGUAGAAGAUUUUGUAUUUGAUGGAGGGGUUGGGGAUAUUGGAAGUCGCAUUCUUCAUGUGAGAAAUGCACCUUCCCCUGCUGCCACUUCUUCCCUUGCAAUUUCUGGAAUGAUUGCAGAUGAAGUGCAACAGAGAUUUGAACUAUAAAUAAUGAAAGGAGCUAGGUGUACAUUUUAAUCUCCACAUUCAGCAACAAGAACCUAUUAAUUGCAUUCUUCAAUUUUAAGAAAAUUUAUUUGAAAAUCUCAUUUUUAGGUCACAGAUAACCACUAAAUUAUUAAAAGUAUAUAACAUAGAAUUAAUAAUUUUUUAAAAGUUAAAGCCCGUGUUUUGUGAAUAAAGAGUUUUCCAUGCCUGGCAGGAUAUGGUUAUAUCUUCCCUGAAUCCUGGCUUUGUUAAUAACCUAUCCUCACCAACCAUUAGCUAGAGAAGAGUUGACCCUUUUAGAAUUGCAGGGAAAGAUGGAUUAAAAAAUUGAUGAUUCUCUUAACUUUUUGUCUUUGUAAUAUCUAAGCUUUUUUGUUUCUCCCAGACAAGAAAAUAUAUUGUAGGCUGUAAACCUCCUCUUAAUUUUGAGGAAUCGUAGAGAAGCUCACAUUAUUUAGAACAACAAAAUUUGUGUCUGUGGAUUAAAAAUUCUUGAUUUGAAGAAAAUAUAUGAAUUGUACAUUUUAAGUAGUUUGGAUGAGAUUUUAUCUUAGCUGUAAUAUCUGUCAGAACGAACUUUACCAAACGAAGUCAAACCUUUAUAAUUGACUUGGUGUGGUGUCAUCACCAGAUGUAAACAGCUACACUAUGAGUAGUUGUUGCUUACUCUUCAGGGUUCU
Molecule: messenger RNA, 2109 nt
Organism: Trichechus manatus latirostris (Florida manatee)
Lineage: Eukaryota; Metazoa; Chordata; Mammalia; Sirenia; Trichechidae
Gene: L2HGDH
Product: L-2-hydroxyglutarate dehydrogenase
Exons: 10
Coding region: 41-1429 (462 amino acids)
Molecular function (GO): (S)-2-hydroxyglutarate dehydrogenase activity
Source: RefSeq, a predicted model, not a curated record